GAGCCGUUCGGUGCCGGUGCCGCUACACGGGGCUGUGCCGGUGCCGGUACCCGGGGCGGAGCCGUGUUGUAUUGGCGCCCGUACGCGGUGCCGGUGCGCGGGGCUGUGCCGGUGCCGCUCCACGGGGCGGGGACGCGCGGUGCCGUAGCCGGUGCGUGGGGCGGAGCGGUGCCGGUGCCGCUCCACGGGGCGGUGCCGGUGCCGUGCGGUGCCGUAGCCAGUGCGCGGGGCGCCGCGCCCCCAUGAGCCGGUGAGGCGGCGGCGGUGCGGGAGGGAUGGCGGCAGGCGGCGGCGGCGGGGGGCGGCCGCCGGGCUCCGACCCCGCGCUGGAACCCUACGUGCAGACCCGCAUCUUCAAAAUCAUCGUGAUCGGAGACUCCAACGUGGGCAAGACGUGCCUGACCUUCCGCUUCUGCGGGGGCACCUUCCCCGGCAAGACCGAGGCCACCAUCGGCGUGGACUUCCGCGAGAAGACGGUGGAGAUCGAGGGGGAGCGCAUCAAGGUGCAGGUGUGGGACACGGCCGGCCAGGAGAGGUUUCGGAAGAGCAUGGUGGAGCACUACUACCGCAACGUGCACGCCGUGGUCUUCGUGUACGACGUGACAAAGAUGAGCUCCUUCACCAACCUCAAGACAUGGAUUGAGGAGUGCAAUGGGCACGCGGUGUCCCCGCUCGUCCCCAGGGUGCUUGUGGGGAACAAGUGUGACUUGAAGGACCUGAUCCAGGUGCCGUCCAGCCUGGCCCUCAAGUUCGCCGACGCUCACAACAUGCUUUUGUUUGAGACCUCGGCCAAGGACCCGCAGGAGAGCCAGAACGUGGACGCCAUUUUCAUGUGCCUGGCCUGCCGGCUGAAGGCGCAGCGCUCGCUGCCCUGCCGGGACGCCGAGGGCUGGCCGGGGCAGCCCCAGCCGCAGUCCCGCCGGCUGGACGAGGCCAGCGGGAAAGGCUCCUGCCCGUGCUGAACGGGACCUGGCCCGGACCCCAAUAAAGGCUCUGAGCCCCCUG
Messenger RNA from Pseudopipra pipra, 1005 nucleotides. RefSeq names its product RAB33A, member RAS oncogene family (gene RAB33A). Lineage: Eukaryota; Metazoa; Chordata; Aves; Passeriformes; Pipridae. Gene Ontology annotation, biological process: Rab protein signal transduction. Gene Ontology annotation, molecular function: GTPase activity; GTP binding. The coding region runs from base 276 to 962 and encodes 228 amino acids. The record is from RefSeq and is a predicted model, not a curated record. The transcript has 2 exons.